Messenger RNA from Spodoptera frugiperda (fall armyworm), 2741 nucleotides. Its product is annotated as luciferin 4-monooxygenase-like. Gene Ontology annotation, biological process: fatty-acyl-CoA biosynthetic process; long-chain fatty acid metabolic process. NCBI's taxonomy places the organism in Eukaryota, Metazoa, Arthropoda, Insecta, Lepidoptera, Noctuidae. The coding region runs from base 245 to 1897 and encodes 550 amino acids. Gene Ontology annotation, molecular function: long-chain fatty acid-CoA ligase activity. The transcript is spliced from 12 exons. The record is from RefSeq and is a predicted model, not a curated record.
GACUUUGACCAAGCAGCACAUCCUCAUGUUCCAUUAAAGUUCAAUUUAUCAGUUUUAUUACUCGUGUGUAAGGACCAAAAUUGUUUGCCAAUGAAACGGUGUCCUAAUAUUUUUGUUUUGAAAAGUUUAUUGUAUUUAUAUUUCGAAUUUGAACUUUAAGUGAAUUUUGUUUUUGUGUGAUUUUGAACUUUGUGAACUGCCACUUUAAACUCUAAAGGACCAAAGUCGAUUCAAAGGACCAAAAAUGAGUAUCCCUAAGAUGAACAAUGACUCGGUGCACUGGUACGUCGGGGAGAUCGCAUCUCGUAUUAUAGCUGAGUCUGGCAUCGCUUCAGAUCGAUAUCAUCUCGGAAAGCUUCUCUUACAAAGCUUAAGGGAUGAUCCUGAUUUUGUUUUACAGAUUGAAGGUGCGACAGGAGAAUCAGAAACCUUCGGUUCAGUAACAGAAAGGACAGUAAAAUGUGCGAACUGCUUCAAGAACCUGGGUCUUGGGCAUGGAGACGUGAUGGUACUGAUGGCUCCCAACCAUUUGGACGUCACCAUACCCUUGUAUGCAGCCUUGUAUCUUGGUGUUAUAGUCGCUGCGGUUGAUAGGACUUUGACUGCAAACGAACUACAACAGACGUUUGCCUUCUCGAAACCGAAGAUAAUCUUCUGCCAAAGUGACCGAGCUUCAGAUGUUCAACUGUCUUUGAAUAAUUUGACCUUGGAUGCUCAGAUAGUCAGCUUCGAUAAGGGAGACUAUCUUUGCAGUUUUAAUGAAUUCAUGGAACAGUAUGGUGAUGAUUCUUCUAUAGAGGAGUUUAAGUGUGCAGAUUUCGACCCUGAGGACUCAGUAGCAUUUCUCAUAGCGACCAGUGGAACAACAGGCAUGCCUAAAGCGGCUGCCGUUACCCACAAGAACUUCGCUAUCGUUUCACCCUACGUAUGGUCCAGAUACACCACAUUCCCAACACCAACCAGUAUCGCGUUGGUGGGAGCUCCACUGCAGUGGCUGUCAGCCAUAUUGAAUUUUAUUCUGUCACCCUUACUGAGGUUCACCAGACUGCAAACCACACUAGCUUUGACGCAAGAACAUGCUUAUGAUCUGAUUAAUACUUAUAAGCCGACCUACACGGUCCUAAGCCCCACACUGAUGACAACCCUGAUCAAGCCUGAUGAUCGCGACCGCUGUGACUUCUCAUGCUUUGACCUCAUCAUGCUAGGUGGAAGUGCUGUGCCGCAGACGUUAGUUGAAGAAUUGAAGGACGUAGCGCCUGCUGCAGAAGUCAUAAACGUCUUUGGCAUGAGUGAACUUGGAGGUAUUGCCUUUCAUGGUGAUAAUAUUGCACCAGGGUCUUGUGGAAAACCCUUGGGAUGUUUCCAGUACAGGAUAAUAAACGUAGAGACACAAGAAGAUAUCUACGAACCCAAUGUGCCUGGAGAGUUGUGGCUCAAAGGACCAAGUGUUUUCAAGGAAUACUACAACAACCCAGAGGCUACAGAAGAGACCUUCGCAGAAGAUCGUUGGUUCAAAACUGGUGACACUUUCUAUAGAGACGAAAACUGGAACUUCUUCUUUGUGGAGAGGAUUAAGUUACUUCUGAAAUAUAAGAGUUAUCAGAUAUCACCAGUAGAAAUAGAAGGAGUAAUACGUCAGCACCCAGGAGUCCUCGAUGUGGCUGUGACGGGUAUACCAGAUGAUGAGUGCGGUGACCUGCCAGUCGCAGUAGUGGUGCCAAGACCUGGAGAAGAACCGACUGCUGAUGACAUCAAGAACUUUGUUAAAGAAUCACUCUCAGACUCCAAGCAACUGAGAGGGGGUGUGAUCUUCGUGGAAGCGAUACCAAUGACAGCAUCGACCAAAGUACACCGAAGGAAACUGAAACAGAUGGUUUUAGAAUUACCUAGGGAAUAAAAUAAACAUCAGCCUGUAAAUCUAUACUAUCUAUACUAAUAUUAUAAAGCUGAAGAGUUUGUUUGAACGCGCUAAUCUCCAGAACUACUUGACCGAAUUGAAUAAUUCUUUUUGUGUUGGAUAGUGCAUUUAUCGAGGAAGGCUAUAGGCUAUAAAACAUCACGCAAUGACCAAUAGGAGCCGAGCAGAGCGGAUGGAACCGGGCGGAAGUAGCUAGUGUCUUAUAGCUGGAUAAGGAAAUCUUCUUGAACGGAGAAGGAAUGAGUAUAAACGAAGAAGCUACACUUUGGAACGAGCAUCUAGCUUCACUGACGGACAGACUGACAGACUAUUGUUUAUUUCUUUCUUUGUUGACGUUUCUAAAGUACCUAAGUAUAUAGUUUAAUUGGAAUAAAUGAUUUGACUUUCACUAUAGAUCAUCACGCUAGUUUAAUGUUGUUUGGGAAAUAACAUUGUAAUCGAAAUGGAAGCGCGUUCGGCGCUCUGUACUCUUAGUAUGAGUUUGCUUUACGUUUAAAGUAAUUGAAACCAUACGUGUUCGGUGCAUUGAUUGGUCGGCUCGUAUAAACCAACCAAUCAGAGCGCCGAACGCGAACGUUUCGUUUAUUUUAAACGUAAAGCAAACUCGUACUAAGGGUACUGAAGUUUAUUCGAGCCAUAGCUUGUUUUUCUGUAAAUAAAUUAAAGAAAAUUCUGCCGAAGCGGUAUUGGGUUGUAUUUGAUAGUUUAUAAUAUGAGUAUGUUAUAAAAUGUAUUACUGUAAGUAGUUUGUAGAUAGCACUUUAAUUAAAUGUAUUACUAAUAAAAAUAGUUUUGAAGAUAGCACUUAAAUUGACGUUGAUAA